Molecule: messenger RNA, 1480 nt
Organism: Ficedula albicollis (Collared flycatcher)
Lineage: Eukaryota; Metazoa; Chordata; Aves; Passeriformes; Muscicapidae
Gene: CCBE1
Product: collagen and calcium binding EGF domains 1
Exons: 12
Coding region: 1-1437 (478 amino acids)
Molecular function (GO): calcium ion binding
Source: RefSeq, a predicted model, not a curated record
AUGGAGGUCAGUGGCAAGGGGUCCCUCAUCACUCGUCACCCUCGGGGGUUUGCAGUGGGACCAGGACUAUUCACCAACGACACAGCCAGUGGGAUCAACUGCAUCCGCACCAAGCUUGCAGAUGACACUGAGCUGAGUGGUGUGUUUGGCACACCUGAAGGACAGGAUGCCAUCCAGAGGGCCCUGGACAAGCUUGAGGAGAGGUCCAUGGGAAAAAUCACCAAGUUCAAGGACCAGUGCUGGUGCUGCCCCUGGCCCGGGCGGCCGGCCGGCAGCCUGGCCCCGCUCCGGCUGCUGCUGCUGCUGGCGCUGGGACACGCCUGGACCUACCGGGAGGAGCCGCAGGACGGCGACAGGGAGGUUUGCUCCGAGAACAAAAUCGCCACCACCCGGUACCCUUGCCUGAAACCCACGGGAGAGCUCACCACCUGCUUCAGGAAAAAAUGCUGUAAGGGUUAUAAGUUUGUUCUUGGACAGUGCAUCCCUGAAGACUACGAUGUCUGUGCUGAAGCUCCCUGCGAACAGCAGUGCACAGAUAAUUUUGGGCGAGUUCUAUGCACUUGCUAUCCUGGAUACCGCUAUGAUCGGGAGAGGCACAGGAACAGAGAGAAGCCUUACUGCCUGGAUAUUGACGAGUGUGCCACGAGCAAUGGGACUCUGUGCUCUCAGAUCUGUGUCAACACCGUGGGCAGCUACAGGUGCGAGUGUCACGAAGGCUAUGUCCGGGAAGAGGAUGGCAGGACGUGCACCAAAGGAGAUAAAGCUGGGCUUCCUGAGAAAUCUGAAAAUGUGGCAAAACCGGGGACAUGCUGUGCCUCUUGUAAGGAAUUCCAUCAAAUAAAGCAGACAGUUUUACAGCUGAAGCAAAAGGUUGCUUUGCUGCCAAAUAACGCUGCUGAUCUUAGCAAGCAAAUCACUGGUGAAAAAGUGCUUGCCUCUAAUGCAUAUAUCCCUGGCCCCCCAGGCCAGCCUGGCCAACCAGGCCCUCCAGGGGCUCCAGGACCUAAAGGGAGUCAAGGAGCUCCUGGAUUACCUGGACCUCCUGGACAGCCAGGCCCUCGUGGAUCAAUGGGACCCAUGGGCCCGUCUCCAGAUAUAUCACACAUUAAGCAGGGCAGACGGGGCCCCGUGGGCCCACCUGGAGCCCCAGGGAGAGAUGGUAGCAAGGGGGAGCGAGGAGCACCAGGACCAAAGGGGAUACCUGGCCCACCGGGUUCGUUUGAUUUCCUGUUGCUGAUGAUGGCAGACAUCAGAAACGACAUUGCUGAGCUGCAAGAGAGAGUGUUUGGACACAGGACUCAUUCAUCAACAGAAGAAUUUCCAUUACCUCAGGAAUUCACAAACUAUCACGACACAGUAGAUUUUGGAUCCGGAGAAGACUACAAACCACGGGCAACAUCCAGAAACGCCAGGAUACAGAAGGCAGACCAUCCUUAGCUAUUCCUGCUGAAAAACAAAGCCUCUUUAGAAUUCUUCAAUA